Molecule: messenger RNA, 5603 nt
Organism: Trifolium pratense (red clover)
Lineage: Eukaryota; Viridiplantae; Streptophyta; Magnoliopsida; Fabales; Fabaceae
Product: protein ESSENTIAL FOR POTEXVIRUS ACCUMULATION 1
Exons: 9
Coding region: 154-5361 (1735 amino acids)
Molecular function (GO): protein binding
Source: RefSeq, a predicted model, not a curated record
AUACAAAGUUACAAACUCUUAACGUGUACACUACCCAUUUAUAUUGUGUUCUGAACCUUAACCUACGUUUUCUCCCUCGCACGAACGCACGCACGCACCCUUUCAUCUCAUCUCAGUGUUCGUUCUCACUCUUUUUCCUUCGUUCGUUCAUCAAUGGCUCAAAACUCAACUUCCGAUACUCGUCUCAACGCUAACUCUGCUUCUCCAUUGCAGAUCUCCAAAGAUGUCCAAGGCUCUGACAAUCCGAUUCCACUUUCACCACAAUGGCUUCUGUCAAAGCCAGGGGAGAAUAAAUCUGGAACAGGACCUAUGGAAAACCAUGUGAUCUCAAAUCCAUCACAUGGCAGUCGCUCAGAGACUGUUAAGAUAUCUGGUGAUGGAGAGGAUGCACAGAAGAGAAAGGACGUCUUUAGGCCAUCUAUGUUUGACUCAGAAAGUGGACGUCGUGAUCGUUGGCGUGAUGAAGAGAGAGACACUGAGAGAGACACCAAGUCCUCCUCCAUACGUAAGGAUCGUUGGAGGGAUGGGGACAAAGACCUAGGUGAUUCUCGGAAGGUGGAUCGAUGGGGAGAAAAUCCAGCUCCAAAGAACUUAGGAGAACCACGUCGUGCUCCAUCUGAUAGUCAUAGAUGGAAUGAUUCAGGAAACCGGGAAGGUAACUUUGAUCAGCGGCGUGAGAGCAAGUGGAACUCACGCUGGGGUCCUAAUGAUAAGGAUCCCGAAGGUCUUCGUGAAAAAUGGAGUGAUUCAGGAAAAGAUGGUGAUAUACAUCUGGAUAAAGGUUUGUCUCAUGGGAAGGAUGAGAAGGACGGAGAUCACAUUCGACCAUGGAGGCCUAACUUUGCACAAAACCGUGGAAGGGUAGAGCCUCCUCAUUCCCAAAGCACACCACCCCACAAACAAGGCUCUACAUUUUCCUAUGGCCGUGGUCGUGGGGAGAAUACACCUCCACCAGUCUUCAGUCCUGGACACGGCCGUGGUGUCUCUGGUGGUAGCUCUUUGAAUAGCACAUAUCCUGGAACUGCAUUAGACAAAGUAGAGAGUGGACAUGAAGAAAAUUGCCCCUUCAGAUAUAACAGGACAAGGUUGCUUGAUGUGUACAGAGUUACUAAUAUGGGCAGAAAUAGAAAACUUGUUGAUGAUUUUGUGCAGGUUCCGAGUCUUACACAGGAUGAACCAUUGGAGCCUCUUGCUCUUAUGACACCAAGUUCCGAGGAACUGUCUGUCUUAAAUGGUAUUGACAAAGGAGAGAUAAUUAGUAGUAGUGCACCUCAAGUGACGAAAGAUGGAAGGGGUUCGACAGAUUUUACUCAUACUAGACGUAUGAAGCCUGGAACCACUCCUCUUCAAGAUAGAGGUGAAGAUGGAGGUUCUUACAAAGUUGCCGAUGAGUUAUCCAGUAAUAGAGAUCCCUCCUUUGAAGGAAAUAGUUCUCUUCAUUCUGGUGCUGCAUGGCGAGCCAAUAGCAGAGAUGAACCUAGUGAUGUUAGACUAAGGAAAUCAGAUGAGAGUUCACACCACCCAAAAGAUACUCAAAGUCAAUGGGAAAGUAAAUUGGGUUUUGUAUCUGAGUCCAAAGAAGUAGGUAAGUGGAGCGCUAGUGAAGAUCCCGUUGUUAAAAGGCAGCUAUCUGGUGCUUUGGAAAGUGAACUUGGAACCAGAAGAGUUCCUCCGACUGCUCCAGAGGAGUUAUCUCUUUUGUAUAAAGAUCCUAAGGGUCUAAUCCAAGGCCCAUUUAAAGGAAUUGAUAUUAUUGGAUGGUUUGAGGCUGGAUAUUUUGGUAUUGAUUUACCUGUUCGUCUGGAAAAUUCAGCAGCUGACUCAUCUUGGUUUUCUCUUGGUGAUGUCAUGCCACAUUUACGAGCUAAAGCCCGGCCACCACCAGGAUUUUCUGCACCACAACCUGAAUUGGCAGAUAUAACUGGCCGCCAAAAUCCUGCUACAUUUGGAAAUGCUGUCACUGGCUUGAGUGAGGUUGAGAUGUUGAAAAGUGAUUCUAGACAUUGGCAGGGUCCUGAAACCGGAGUUGAAAAUAGGUAUCUGGAGUCACUCAUGUCUGGUAACAGGAGCAGUCCUACAAUUAACAACCUGGCAUUAUCAGAAGGUUUUCAAGGGUUUGCUGGAAAUAAUUCUGGCAAUCUGGGCCCAUCGGGAAUAGGCAAUCUGGGCCCAUCGGGAAUAGAUAGUGGAAACAACAUUUACUUGCUUGCCAAGCGGAUGGAACUUGAACGCCAGAUGUCCUUACCCAAUUCAUAUCCAUAUUGGCCAGGGCAGGAUGCAGCAUCCCUUGCUCCAAAAUCAGAUGUCCCAGAUCUGCAUUCAAAGCUCCUGUCUUCAGUGAGUGACAAUUCGCGUCAACCACAGUCCCAAAGUUCUGAGUGGUUGUCGAUAAUCCAAGGAUUAUCUGACAGGACAUCUGCAGGCAUAAAUAAUGGCACUGCUGGAUGGCCAAAUAAUCCCUUACAAGGUGGAAUGGAUCUCCUUCAGAAUAAAAUUGACCCACGACAUGAUCAGAAUUUCCCUCAAAUGCCAUUUGGAAUUCAACAACAAAGGCUGACACCACAAAAUCAGUUGUCUUUAAGCAAUUUAUUGGCUCAAACUGCGGAUAGCCCAGCCAGUUCUUUGACAGCAGAGAAGCUACUAUCUUCCGGUUUAUCACAAGAUCCACAAAUAUUGAAUCUGUUGCAACAGCAAUACUUGUUGCAGUUGCAUUCUCAAGCAGCUGCUUCAGCACCACAGCUGCCACUGUUAGAUAAACUCCUGUUGCUGAAGCAGCAGCAGAAGCAGGAGGAGCAGCAGCUGCUCUUGCGGCAACAACAGCAACAACUGCUUUCCAAAAUGUUGCAGGACCAACAGUCUACCCAGCUUUUUGGCAAUUCAUCUUAUGGACAGUUGCAAAGUGCAUUACCAAUGGGAAAUUUGCGUGUGGAUCCUUCUCAACUUCAACCCCCACAAGAGAUUUUUCCCAUGAGCUCCCAGAUGCCAAUUCCUAGUGUACACAAUGACCUUAGUACCGACUCUAUGAAUUUGCAUCUUAAAGUCAGCCAAGACACAAGUUAUACAGUUAACAGUAAAGCUUCAACUAUGCGUCUGCCUCACCAGUUAUUUGGGGAUACUGUUCCUCAGAAUAACUGGGCUCCUACUCUUGCUGAGCAAAUUAAUGAGAAUAAUAAAAAGGAAAUUGCAGCUCCUCAUGUUGAGAGUUCACUUGUGCCUGACCUGAACAGAUCCAAAGAGGAACCCCACACUGUGCAGGAUUCUGUUUUUGACCACAGUGCUAAGUCAUUGGAUCAGCUUCAGGACAGCGCCUUGAAACCUGACAAUGGUGUGAUACAAGCAAUUUCUAUGCCUUCUAUACAUUUACAGAGUGAUGCACCUGCUGUUGAUAAAUCUUCAGUAGGAUCUCGUGAGGUUGAGUUACCCCCAGCAAGUCGUGGUUCAGAUGCGAAGAUCAAAUCAGAUAUUGCACAUCAAGAGCAGCUGGCUGGAAUAGACAGCUCCAAUGCUGUGCAUGUUGAAACACAUGAACCCAAAAAGGCUACUGAGAAGAAAUCUAAGAAGCAAAAAUCUAGCAAACAAUCUUCUGACCAAUCAAAGGGAUUGCUAAAAAACACAACUUUGCAGCCAUCAAAGCGGUCAGAAGUUGAAAUCCCAAUUUAUAAUGAGUUGGGGGGAACAAACAAAGAUCAGAUUGAAGAAACUGAUGCCCCGGAGACAGCUGAAUAUCAUGAAACAGUCUUUGCGGACGAUUCUAAGGCAGUUUUUUCUGUUUCUACACACAAUGCCGAAGUUCCUGCUGGACGAGCUUGGAAACCGGCUCCAAGUGUCAAGGCAAAGUCUUUAUUAGAAAUUCAACAGGAAGAACAGAGAAAGGCACGGACAGAAACACUUGUAUCUGAUGUUACUUCUUCUGUCAAUUCCAUGAGUCUGUCAACGCCUUGGGCUGGGGUUGUGUCGUAUCCAGACUCUGUUAAGGUAUCUAGUGAAAGUCGCGGAGGAGACAAUGCAGGAACACCUGUUAAUUCUCAAAUUUCUCAGAAUCUGAAGAGCAAAAGAAGUCCGCUGCAUGAUCUAUUAGCUGAAGAAGUUUUGAAGAAAUCUAAUGAAAAAGAAGUGGAGGUUCCAGAUAGCACAUUGGCUUCGCAUGAUAUGGCCGUGCAUUCAGAAUCAAUAGAUGGUAGUAACUUCAUUGAGGCAAAAGAUACUAAAAGAAGUCGCAAGAAGUCAGGAAAAUCAAAGGGUUCCGGAGUUAAAGCCCCAGUUCCAGUUACGUCUGCUGAAGUGACCAUAUCUUCAAGCCCAAUUGAAAAAGGUAAAAGUUCCCGAUCUGCACUACAGGAAAAAGAAUUGCCUUCAAUCCCUGCAGGACCCUCUCUGGGAGACUUUGUUCUUUGGAAAGGAGAGCGAGAGCAACCUAAUGCUUCUCCUUCUCCGGCAUGGUCUACUGAUUCUGGUAGGGUUCCUAAACCGACUUCUUUAAGGGACAUUCUAAAGGAGCAGGAGAAAAAAGUUUCUUCUGCAGUUCCUGCGAGCCCAGUGCCUACGCCUCAGAAAUCCCAGCCUGCCCAAGCUAAUUGGAGUAGUACUUCUUCACGGUCAAUUUCAGCUUCAUCUCCAUCUAAAGCCGCCUCUCCACUUCCAAUAAACUCCCAUGCUUCAAAUCAAUCAAAAUAUAAAGGGGAUGAUGACUUGUUCUGGGGUCCAAUUGAACCAUCUAAGCAAGAAACUAAGCAAUCAGAUUUCCCUCAGCUGGCUAGCCAAGGAAGCUGGGGAUCCAAAAAUGUACCCGUGAAAGGUAACUCAUCGGGAUUAUUAGCCCGGCAGAAAUCAGCAAGUGGCAAACCAACUGACCGACCUCUAUCAUCAUCACCUGCCUCUUCUCAAUCGGCGCUGAAACUGAAAAAUGAUGCCAUGACCAAGCAUUCUGAGGCCAUGGGCUUCAGAGAUUGGUGUGAGAAUGAGUGUGUCAGGCUUAUUGGGACAAAAGAUACAAGUUUCCUUGAAUUUUGCUUGAAGCAAUCCAGAUCAGAAGCUGAGACGCUUCUUAAAGAAAACCUUGGAUCAUUUGACCCUGACCAUCAAUUCAUUGAUAAAUUCCUCAAUUACAAGGAGAUGUUACCAUCAGAUGUGUUGGACAUAGCUUUCCAGAGUAAGCAUGGUAAGAAAGUUAACGGACUUGGCGCUGCUGCCAUUGCAUCAGCUAAUGCAGAUAUACAGGAUGUGGACCACACUGAAGGAUCUUCCAAAGGAGGUGGAAAGAAGAAAGGCAAAAAGGGGAAAAAGGUUAGCCCUUUAGUUUUGGGAUUUAAUGUUGUGAGUAAUCGGAUCAUGAUGGGUGAGAUCCAGACUGUAGAAGAUUAAGAGUAAUUUAAGAUCAAUGCAGAAGGUUGUUGUGGUAGAUGUACAUACAUUUUGGUCGCAAACUGUAAAUGCCUUUGUUGGACUUGGGAUUUUUAUUUAUUUCCUACACAGACUCUAGCAGCAUUUUGACCAACAUAACCAAUUUUGUUCCCUUGAUUUAGUUAAUUUAGUUGCUUUGACGAUUCGUCAUGAUAAGACUGUCAUAUUUGUCGUAAUUCAAUUUAAUGUUCAUUUUAUAAGUA